AUGAAAAGUGCUGCACCUGUCUAUGAUCACACGCUUGAGAUUAAAAAGGGUCUUCAAAAGAACGAUUAUUUAGGUGGUGGAUUUGAUCAAAAUGAUUUCAAUAUGCAACACUUUGAGAAUUUUAAUAAUGAGUUUAACAACAAUUUUCAGUCUGUCCCUUUUGGAAAUGAACAGACCAUGGUGAAUCAUGUUGAUAAUUCUGUGUUUCAGUAUCAAGAGGUUCUUAAUGCUUUUGCACUCAGGAUGCAAAAUGCUUAA
Molecule: messenger RNA, 258 nt
Organism: Lathyrus sativus (Indian pea)
Lineage: Eukaryota; Viridiplantae; Streptophyta; Magnoliopsida; Fabales; Fabaceae
Source: the annotation of a GenBank genome assembly